Molecule: messenger RNA, 287 nt
Organism: Diversispora eburnea
Lineage: Eukaryota; Fungi; Glomeromycota; Glomeromycetes; Diversisporales; Diversisporaceae
Source: the annotation of a GenBank genome assembly
AAGAGAAAUCCACAAGAACAAAGAAUUUUUUGGAUGGUUAUUUUAUAUAUUAUAUUAAAGGAUUAGAACGAUGUGAAAAACAUACUGAGGAUAUGAAAAGUAAUAAUAUAUCGGAUCGAUACUCUCGAUUACAAGUUAGACCUGAAGAAUAUGAAAUUGAUUUAGGUGAGAAAUUCGAGAAAACGAAAAAUGAAACAACUCGAAUUAUAAAAAGAGCAUUUACCCCGGGCUUUCAAUUAGGAAAUUCAGGACAUGAUAAUUAUGAUAUCAAAGAAAAAGAAGAUUGA